Messenger RNA from Papaver somniferum (opium poppy), 813 nucleotides. Its product is annotated as alpha-hordothionin-like. The record is from RefSeq and is a predicted model, not a curated record. The coding region runs from base 69 to 512 and encodes 147 amino acids. Lineage: Eukaryota; Viridiplantae; Streptophyta; Magnoliopsida; Ranunculales; Papaveraceae. Gene Ontology annotation, biological process: defense response. The transcript has 3 exons.
UUAUGUACUCAUUUUAUUCAAAUACACAAGAAGAGAGCAACUGAAAAGAAAAAAGUUGAAAUAAGAAAAUGGAAGCAGGCAAAUGUGUGAGAGUCCCUCUGGGCGCUCUAGUUAUGGGCGUACUCAUAUUGGGGCUGUUUCUAGUGCAGACUCCGGUAGAGGCUAAGAGCUGUUGUAAGAGCACCGUGGGAAGAAACUGCUAUAACGCUUGCCGUUUAAGAUUUGCCAGGCAAGUUUGUGCAUCAACCUGUAGCUGCAAAAUUGUUGGAGGAAACAGGUGCCCCCCUGGUUACCCUAAAUUAAGCGGUUUUCUAAACUCGGAGGAGUUUGAAGACAAAGCCGUGGAGGAGGCAAAUCUAAUCAAUGAGUACUGCAAGUUGGGGUGUGUAGCUUCCGAGUGUGAUAACAAAAUUACUACUCUCCAAAAGUCCGAGGAAGAGGUGGAAAGAUGUAACAAUGCAUGCUUGGAGCUCUGCAACAAGAAUUCCAAUAUUGUAGCUGUUACGGCUUAAAGAGACACACAUGAGAGCAUGGAGUCAUGGAGAUACCAUGUCCAAGUCAAAGAGAAGCUGGCCUAGCUAAUUAUAUGUCUUAAUUGUUGCCUUUCUAUUUUGAAUUAUUGUCGUGUGAGAGUGUUGCACAUAUUUAUGUUUCUCAUAAUUGUCGUAUGUGGCUGAAGUGCCUUACAAUUUAAGUUGUAUUGCACCCUCUAAUAGUUUGCUAUAACAAAUAAAAUCGUCAUGCAUGUAUGACGAAGAAAAUAAUUACACUACAGUGAGCAAGUAUCAAUAUUACUAUUAAUAGUAGGAAUUA